GCUAAAAUUAUUUCAUAAAUGCGCGCAAGUUGUUUGAUUCUGGAUUGAUUAUGCUUGUAAUUGAAGAUAUUUAGAACGCUAUUUGAAUUUUAAAGCUGUUACAGUGUUGAUGGCAUAUCAAGCUUCAUGUUGAUUUUGUUUUGAAGCAGUAAAAAUCCAAAAUGGAAGUGCAGUUUGGUCCAAAUGCUCAUGAUGAACCGAACCUUCUAUACAAACUACAACGUAAAAUCAAAGUGUUUGAUACAAGUGACCCACUGCCAAAUAGAGGAUAUAAUUUAGUGGCCAGUGCCAGCAAAUAUGGGGCAGUCUUUAUAGGUACACCGGAUGGAAAACUGGCAGUAUACCAUCUCAAGGACUUGGUAGACAAGGAAUGUGAACCGAACCACUUGCCGGUGCAGCUACAGGAGAAGCCAACGCACAUAGCUGUCAACAGCGACCACGAGUUGCUGGCUGUUACUGGAGGACGCCUGUUUGUUCUCUUCAAAGUUGUGGAUCUGCUUAAUCAGAAUGUCUCACCAUCCAUGGCCGUGCAGUUUGACGUGAGUCCGUCCACAUUCGUGUCAGAUGUCAAAUGGAACCCGUGCAUUCCUGACACCAUAGCUUAUGCUUUCUACGACGGAUCUAUUGUCAUAUGUCAGGCUGGACAGGGACAGGUUAAGAAGCUGCAGUCUAGUGCAAGGUGCCUCUGCUGGAGUCCAAAAGGCAAGCAGUUAGUAGUAGGCAACAACGACGGAACCAUCUGCCAAUACAAGCCGGACUUGUCAUUAAUGAAAUCGUUCCCGGCUCCGAACCUCUUCCAGAACUGUCCGGUCGAAGUGCUGGCUAUAUACUGGAUAUCAACCUUCCAGUUCGCUGUGGUGUAUAAAAAUGCGACGGAUAAUAGCAAACCAGCUGUAGCAAUCGUGAACACCCCUAAAGGCGGGCAGCCAUCGUGUUUAAACUACGAAGAUGUGUGCUACAGUAUGGGCUCCAGUAGACCCUGGUAUUAUUACCUACAGGGGCUCGCUCAAUGGAACGUGAUUUUAUGUUCGUCCUCAAACAGUAUGGAAAUCGCCACGCUUGGGACUACAGAUGGCGCUAGUUGGCUCCAAUGGUGUCAGUCAGAUGAAGCCAGACCCGAGUUACCUCUAACGGACAAGAAACAAGAAAACUACCCUAUAGGGGUUACUAUUGAUACAGCCGCUAUCCACCAACUACCCUGGGGUGAGAACGAGAAACUGCCAUUCAUGCCGACGCUACACGUACUAUCUCAGACAGGUUUGCUGACGGUAUUCAACGUCAUCAAUCUGAAUAAAGAAGCUCCUCAGAUCUGCUCACCGGUUACUGUAGUCAGUACCACACCGUUCCCCGCACAAGCCCAGCCCGUCCCUGCACCUCCAGCGAUCGCCGUACCGCUGCCUAAACCGGCGCCCGCGCAGCCGGCCGCGGCCCCGUUCGCGGUGUCGGCCGCCCCGGCCUUUGCUCCUGUGCCAAGUCAACCACAGCCAUUGCCGCAGACAGUCGUGCAGCCUCCAAAACCAGUCGAAGUACAAGCGCCGCCGGCCCCAGUGCAAGUCCAACCAAAAGCGCCCAUCCAAAAGGACCCCACUCCAGAAAUAAACGCCGCCCUAAAAGCGGAGCAGGAACUCGCCAACAAGCAGAAAGCAGACUCGGAAUUCAGAAACAUGCUCGUCCGGGAAGCCAACGAGUUUCAGGCCGAGUUGUACGAAUUUGUCACUAACACGAGGAAGGCACAGAUACAGUUCUACCGCGACCUCCACGCGAUAGACACAAACCCAGACCUCCAGAACCUAGACGCCGCAACGCUGAAGAAAGACUGCUCCGUCGAAGACCUGCGCAGUGCCAUUAUCGCGCUGAAACUGGAUCUAGUUCGCGCUUGCGCAGUGGUCGCUGAAGCUAGGACUCAAUCUGACGCAAAGGACCUCGACCAAUGGACUCAAGCAGACCCUCUAACCACAAAAAGAGUUGCGUCUGUAAAGAAACUGGCCUAUUACGUACAAAACCAAUUGGAACAAGCACACAGCUCGCUCAACUAUAAGUGGAACAAACUUGCCGAGGAAGAAAUAAAGUCCAAUAAAAAAGGCCCCCGCAUGAUCCGGCCAAUAAUGGACGACGUGUACCAACCACUAGUCAAGCAACAAGAAAUACUGAGUCGGCAAGAAGCUGUGCUCAAGAUGCUCAAAAAUACGCUCAAUGAGUGUGACGGGCCGGUGUAUAAAUCUACGCCUAUUUUGAGGAGCACGCCUUUUAAAAAAGACCCGCUCUCCAAGCUGACCAAAAACAUUCUAAACAUGAGUUUGGAGCCGCAGAAAUCCGAAAGCAAGAAUCUACUGACCCCGCAAAAGCUGGACGCUUUGAGAGACAUGUUGUCUAACCACAAAACUGUGAAGAUCAAGCCAGUUAAUGUCGAAAUGAGGCAUCAUUUGACUACAAUGAGAAUAAGCUAUGAGAAGAGUUUGAGAGAAGAGAAGGCGAGACAAGUGAAAAUUGAACCAACACCAGUAAAAAUGCAAGUGAAGCAAGAAGUAAAGCCAGUAAUUAAGCAAGAACCGAAGCCAAUGAAGGAACCGCCGAAGCCAGUGUUCGCCCCUAUAGCCGUGACGCCAGCUUCUGCUACUAAUAAGUCUUGGUUCACUGAAGUACCGAAAAAAGAACCACCAAGCCCCGCCACGCAGCCCCAAGAGAUCAGCUUCACUAUAACUAACACUCCGAACGCAUCUCGUAGCGUUCUCAAAAACCUGCUCGAAAACAAGCAGGUUACAGUCGAAGUGAAAAAAGAUGAAAACACUAUGGACAGCUUUAUGGGACAGAAGAUUUGUUCGCCUUCCAAUUUCAACUUUUCAUCAGUGAUAGUCGCAUCACCCACUGCAUCGUCCUUUACAACCAAACCCAUAUCAGCUCUCAACAACAUGCUCAACCAAUUCGCACCAGCAGAAAAUAAAACCAUAGAAACCGAACCACCCAAAGAAAAGAUGUCAAAUCUAUUUACCAUAUCCAAAGCUAAUGUCCCAGAUGUCUUAGGCAGUUCGAAUAUGGUUACAAUCAAAAGAGUUGAACCCAAAGCGGAGAAAUCGAAAGAAAAUACGCCAGAAAAGACUGAGAAUGUUAUUUUGAAUAUUCCUAAAGUUAAAGAUGAUAAGAAGGAGAAUGAGAAACCAUUUGGUGUCCAGAGUACGAAUAAAUCUGUGUUUGGAUCUGUUGCCCAGCCCGUCGCAGUUACUGCUCUCACCAGUAAAACAGGUGAUUCACAAAAACCAGACGAAGUGAAACCUAAACUAGAAACAAAAACGCCUAAAGAUGUCCAAAAAUCUACAGCAGCGCCUGCAUCCUCGGCGUCUAUAUUUGCCACUGCUAAUGCUACCAUAACAGUACCAAAACCAAAAUCAGCUCUUGGAUCCCCCACAACAACUUCAGCUACAUCAUCAUUCCAAUCUAUAUCUAAACCUGAUUCUACAAGUAUAUUUGCAUCAGCUAACACAACCCCGAAAACACAGUCAAGCUCAAUAUUUGGUGCAAGUUCAACACCUUCCAGUGUCUUUGGCGCUAAGCCUUCUAUAUUUGGCACUGCGGCCACAGCAACUUCUUCAGAAAGUGCAGUAAAACCCACUGAAAGCACAACAGCAUCUACGUUUGGGACAGCGAAAUCAGUAUUCGGUUCCGCAUUUACUGCCACUAUUGCUUCUGUUACUGUUCCGUCUACUAAAACAUCCGAAACUUCCACACCUACAAGUACUCCAAGUAGUCCUGAAAGUGUUUCAACACCAGUUACUACAUCGUCAAUAUUCGGUGCAGUAACAUCAACAACAAAACCUUCAGUAUUUGGCGGUGUAUCUGCAUUCAGUUCUUCCACCCCUUCUUCUGUCUUCGGAAGUGGAUCUGCGAAAUCUGCUUUCGGAACAUCUUCAGUUAGCACUACAACUGGUUCUACUACUACAACAUCUGCACCAUCUACUUCAGUAUUUGGAACUACAACACCUGUGUCUGCAAUUGGAACUCAAGCCCAAAGCACAGCUACAUCUGUAUUUGGAACUGCAACAACCACUAAAGCAGCAGACGCUGUAACAACAUCAGCAUCUAUAUUUGAAAAUACUGCUACAACAUCUGCUUCUGUAUUUGGAAGUGCUACCACAACUUCAACUUCUGUAUUUGGAAGUACCACCACAGCUGCAAUACCUUCUUCUGCUUCGGUAUUCGGAAAUACUACUACUACUACUACUCCAUCCUCUGUAUUCGGAAGUACUGCCACAACUCCCGCUUCUGUAUUUGCUAGUACAGCCACGACUGCAGCUUCCGUAUUCGGAAGUGCUACAACUACUACUCCAGCCUCUGUAUUCGGAAGUACUACCACUACUCCAGCCUCUGUAUUCGGAAAUACUACUACAACUCCCGCUUCCGUGUUCGAAAGUACUGCCACAACUCCCUCUUCUGUAUUCGGAAGUACUACCACUACCUCAGCUUCGUUUGGAAGCCCUGCAACUUCCACAUCAGUAUUCGGAAGCACAGCAACCACACCAUCGUCCGUAUUCGGAACUGCAGCUAAAUCUGCAUUCGGCAGUCCUGCUACCACAUCCGCGCCUUCAUCAACUCCAUCCGUAUUCUCAGGAGCGACUCAGAAUCAGUCCGUUUUCGGAACACCAUCCACUCAAGCUUCAGUAUUUGGAUCGCCAACAACACAGACGUCCGUAUUCGGAAGCCCUGCUACUUUUGGAAAUACGGCAACAACUCAAUCCGCAUUCGGGACUACCCAAUCUGUCUUUGGUAGUCCGCAGACGACUCAAGCUUCAGUAUUUGGCAGUACUUUUGGUUCAUCUAACCAGUCUGUGUUUGGAAGUCCGACGUCACCAGUUUUCGGAGCUCAAACUCAAGCUUCAGUUUUUGGCACCCCCACUCAAACGACUCAAUCUUCAGUAUUUGGUACCCCUACACAGACAACUCAAGCGUCAGUCUUUGGUACCCCUACACAGACGACUCAAGCGUCUGUCUUCGGUACCCCUACUACGCAAUCGUUUGGCGGUCAGAGCGUAUUUGGAAGUCCGGCUACAACGACGCAAAGCUCGAUGUUUGGUGGAGAAUCGCUGUUCGCUUCGGUUAAUAUCUCAACGACUACGCCUUCGAGCGGUGGCAGCAUAUUUGGAGGGUCCACCGCGUCUCCAGGGUUCGGCAGCAGCAAUACCAACGUCUUCGGAGGCAAAACCACUUUCGGCCAACCCAACCCCGCGGCCGAAGCCAUUUUCGGCGGCGGCGGUGGCGGCUUCGGACAAACGCAGCAGUCUAAUAGCUUCUGGGGGAGCAAUAAUAACAGUAGCGGUGGAUUUGGCUCUAGUGGCUUUGGUCAACAAGCCACAACCCAGUCUUCAUCCGUGUUCGGGACAGGCAGUUUCAGUGCUCCGUCGCCGCCGGGGCAAGCAUUCGGCUCGCCCACAUCUUCUACAGGUGGAUUCGGUAGUGGAUUUGGUUCUAAAGCUGUCUUCGGUCAACCAGCUGGUUUCGGUUCCCCAACGAGCUCCGGAUUCGGCGCGCCGGCAGCAUUCGGCGGUUUCAGUAAAAGUCCGGGCGGUUUUGGGUCAUCGCCGUCCUUUGGAAGCGCGCCGGCAUUUGGGGGAUCGGCGUUCGGCGGCAGUUCGCCCGGUGGCAGCGUGUUCGGAAGCGCUGCCCCUGCUACAGGUUUCGGCUCCCCGACCCAAUCCAACGCAACGUUCGAGAGCCUAGCCACACAAAACACACUGACAUUUGGAAACUUGGCACAACAGAGCGCACCCGCGCAACCAGCACCCAGUUUUAAUACGUCACCAUCAUUCACGGGCUGGCGCGGCUGAUGACAGCUGCACAGAGGUAGAAAUGUGCGCUUAAAACAGCUCCUGUAACUCAAACGAGAACUACUGUUAUAGUACUAUGGUUGAACAUUCCCGAAGGUUGCCACGAAUGGACGCGCCACGUUGCGGAAUUUGAAUAGAACUAUUUUUUUUAACCCCCGACGCAAAAACGACGGGGUGUUAUAAGUUUGACGUAUCUGUCUCUGUGUGUGUAUGUCUGUGGCAUCGUAGCUCCCGAACGGAUGAACCGAUUUAGAU
Molecule: messenger RNA, 6071 nt
Organism: Leguminivora glycinivorella
Lineage: Eukaryota; Metazoa; Arthropoda; Insecta; Lepidoptera; Tortricidae
Product: nuclear pore complex protein Nup214-like
Exons: 28
Coding region: 162-5816 (1884 amino acids)
Biological process (GO): protein import into nucleus; RNA export from nucleus
Cellular component (GO): nuclear pore
Molecular function (GO): protein binding; structural constituent of nuclear pore
Source: RefSeq, a predicted model, not a curated record